Messenger RNA from Heterotrigona itama, 6266 nucleotides. The record is from the annotation of a GenBank genome assembly. Lineage: Eukaryota; Metazoa; Arthropoda; Insecta; Hymenoptera; Apidae.
AUGAUGCCUGAGCCUGAAGCAAUGUGUAUUAUUAUUGAUGAUAAAUUAAUCAAACAAUGAAACAGUAACUUGUAUGAAAUGUGUAAAACAUAAACCUCGAACAUAGUUGCUUGCAGUUUCGAUACGAUUUCGCGUAAAUCACAUACUUCCUUUACAAGAUUAGUUUCCACUAGAUCUCGUGUAAGCUCUAAUCCUGGUCUUUGACAACGAUUGCCGAGUCUUGUAUGCGCCAAAGCCAAAAAAUUUUCCUUUUCUGCAAUUGAUUUCUCUAUGCGCGUAAUAUUGUCCUUCAUUUCUGCAGCUUGUCGCAUUAUCUAUCAUAUAUAUUUGUAUAUAUUAUAAUCUUUUAUUAAUUUUGUUCGUUAUGUUACGACUAUUUUAAUAAAUUCAACAAUCUGCGUUUAAAUUAGCAUGAAUCAAUAUUCAAAUAGAAAUUACAUAAUGCACAGAUUGUUUUUCAGUCGUUAACAGCUGAACGUUUUAUAGUAAUCACCAAUUCAUUGGUAUUCUUUUUUGUAUUUCAUAUAUUUUUUUUAUAACUUUUUAAUAAAACUUCAAAUGUUUAUGUAACAGAGUUAAAACUUGGAAUGCUCUGUACGAUGUUAAUAAUUAUUUUUAAUAAUUAUUUUUAAAUUAAUUUAUAAAUUAAAUGUUAAUUUAUAUUUUUUAAAUUAAAAGUUAUUCCAUGCACCUCGGCGUGUUGCAAUUCUAAUUUAAUUUUUGCUUCUUUCGUUUCCUCGAUGCGUCGUCUGAAAGCCUCGUCGGUAGCAUUUUUCUGGUCAUUUAAAUCAUCGAUCGCUUGUUUUAUAAUGGUAUCGAUAUAACAGCGCAAUGGUAUAGCGCUAUUCACCUCUUUCGAAGCAUUAAUAAUAUUGUUGUUAGUUUGCAUUUCCCAUUCGUUCAACUCUAUAAUUCUUAAUGUACAAAAAUAAAUUUUUAGAAAUUGGAUUUAGGAAAAAGCAUUGGAAGUAAGAAAAACAGCAAAAAUGAUACCAACGAUGGAUCAAGGUGUGAAGUACCGUGAUAGGUACUUAAAUUUAAACUGGUUUCCUUCAAAGUUAAAUUGUACUUGUCGAUACGUAAAUUAUUUUCUUUAUCCUCGAGUUCAUGAUCCAUGUAAUACAGCGUCGCUUUAAGACGACGUAUUUGCUCCUGAGUUUGUUCUAAAGUCCGAACUAGCAAAUUUUCGACACCUUUGAUUACUUCACACUCUUUAAAUAAUUCUUUUUCAACGUCAUCAUGGACUAAAUCAAUUCCUAAUCUAUGCUCUCUGUAAUUGAAAUAAUAAUACGAUUUAAUAGGCAUUUCUGUAAAAAAAUUAACACCAUACACCAUUGUCACGGCUUUCUUUUUUAUUUUGUACAUCAAACCUAAAACUGAGGCAUUUCUCGCAAAUGAUAAGAGCAUUUUUCCGCACGGAUGAUAAAGCAUCCAUGAUACGCUCCUUGUAUAUCGAUAGAGCAUCGAUUUCAAGGAGAACUUCCUUUCUUAUACGCAGCAGUUCUUUCUUACGAAAUUCGAUAUCCUCGAUUUUUUCUUUUAAUCUGUGGUCUGUUUCUUCUUUAUUGUUUCGUACUCUCUCAGAACUUAAUUCGCAAAUACGCUGAGAUUCGUUAAGUAGACGAUCUGCUAGUUCCUGCUGAGCCUCCGAACAUCGAUACCUAAUUAAUAAUAUCUUACAAAUCAUUUUUAAAUAUAAUUAUUUUUAAUUUUAUAAUUACAAUUGAUAUGAUAAUAUUAUAUAAUCUUUUUAUUGAUAAGUUGUUGGUUAUAGUUUCUCUAAUUUACAAACGUUUAAUAUUUUAAUGGAGUAUCGUACGAAUGUAAACUGUGCAAGUUUGAAUUUACGAAAUUAAAAUUGAAAACUCAUACCUGUGACGAUUAUUUAGAUGCCAUUGAUGCAAAGUAAAUUUUAGCGGAGGUGGAGGAACUAUUUCAAGCGCGCGAUUGUUCAGCAUUUUAUCUUUCAAAUUUGAAAAAUACUGUUGUACUUUUGAAGGGACAGUGUACUCUUUCAAAGUGGUAGUUUGAUCUAUAUAUGAAUGAAUCAGUGGAAAGACGGUUUCUAUAGAAACGUUUAACCUAUGAAGAAUUGGUUUAUUUUAAUCCAUUUGCAGUGAGGAAAUUAUAUACCAAGUAUUACCUUUGAGAAAAUUAAUCAUAUAUUUUAUAUUAAUAAUUAAGUAUAUUAUUUCUGAAGGGAUUGAAAAAGAAAAAAUGGUUUAAAUAGAAAAUUAGCUCUUGUGCGUAUUAACUCGUAAAAUACAUUACAUUACGAUUAAUUUUUCGUUUGUGAAUUUACCAAUGAAUUUACACUAUUUCACAGUUGAUAUGAUAGAAAUUGAUAGGAUCUCAAAGUAGCUGACAUCUAAUGACAAAAUGGAGAAACUUACUAAAUUCAAAUUGAUUUGAGAACUCUAUACGUAUAUUUUUAUCAAAAACAAAUUAUCAUUUAUUCCGUACUUUAAAUAGUUUGAUAUUGAAAUGUUUGAAUGAAUACAUUUAAGAUAAUUAUAAACUAUAAUUUAGGUUACAACUAGAUAUGAAACAACAUGUACGUAAUAUUCGAAGUAGACGAAAUAAAUUUUGUUAUAAUUUUUCAAUCGUUUUCAUAAAAAUAUCAAAUGCAUAUUAAUUUGCAUUUAAAAUUUGCUAAUAAAAUAUUAUCUAUCCUCUUAGUUCCUUCACUUUACACCAGAUGAAUCUAUGGUACCGUUUAAGUCGAUGAUACUCAUCUAGUUGAAUUGUAUAGUCACAGAGAAUGUCGAUGUUUUUACCUUAUUUUUUGAUCUGCCGCGUAUGCAACGCCGUGAUACAAUGGCGCCUUCCGUUAUAAGCACGUACUUUUUGUCGACCGUUUUCAUUAAAAUGUAAAGAUCUGUCGAAAGACCGGCUUUUUCGACAGGUUUCAGACGUCUAAAGAUGACAUAGUAACAUUGGAACUGUAUUUGCGGAGAGGAUCGCUGGAUGUGUUAGUAUACGUUACACCGAGGUAAGGAUUACUUUUGAUCGAUAACAAAAUUAUCAGAAACUGUGAGUGAUAAAUCAGUUACGAAGUAUUUGCUUCAUUCGUUUGAAAAUACACUUUUCAUAUUUGGCUUUUCAGAAAGAGGAAAACGCUCGCAGUAAAAUGUCAAAGCGAGCUGCGGAUGGCGGGGAUUCGGGUUCCCAACCACCUAUUAAGAAAGUUCAAUUCGAACCGAUUUUUAUCGGUUCUAUUUCAACCCUUGAAGAAAUGGACAUGAAAGUUUUACAGUUUCAAAAUAAAAAAUUGGCUCAGAGAUUGGAGCAACGUCACAGAGUAGAAGCUGAAUUAAGGCAACGAAUUGAACAGUUGGAAAAACGGCAAAUGCAAGAUGAUGCAGUGCUUAACGUUGUCAAUCGUUAUUGGAAUCAACUGAAUGAAGAUAUACGUGUAUUACUUCAAAGAUUUGAUGCUGAAACUGCUGAUGAAUCUGAAAAUAAAAAUGAAAGUGAAGCUACAACGUCGUUUCUUAUGCAACUUUCUUCAUGGGACAAAGAAGAAUUAGAUGAUAAGCUAGCAAAUCGUGUUCAAGUCUCUAAGCGUGCAGUUUCUAAAGUUGUACAGGCAUUUGACCGUCUUUCUCAGAGAAAUGAAAAAAUUACCCUUGCACUUAAAGGAGAAUUUGAUGGAGAAGAAGCACCCAAUAUUGACGAAGUUGUGCGUAGAGCAAAUGCUGAAAUACAAAUGGAAAAUAGGAAUCUUCAAGCAAUAAAUAUACAGCUCCAUGAAAAAUACCACACUAUUUCAUUAAAAAUGUCAGAACUACAGGAUACCAUUACAGGAAAAGAUACACUUGCUGCGGAGCUGCGUAACCAAGUGGACGAUCUUCAAUACGAAUUGAAUAAAGUGAGAGCACGUAAUGAUAAAUUAGAACAUCAUCUUGGAGAAGCAAUUGAGAAACUAAAAGCGUUUCAACAAAUACAUGGUACAGAUGAAAAAGGAAGUAAUAAACCAAAUACUCUAGUUGCUUCGAGUGUGUCACAAACAAAGCUUGAAGAUUUACAAAGGGAAUUGGAAGAAACCAGAGAGUUAGCUAAUAACAGACUACAAGAACUAGAUAAACUGCAUCAACAGCAUCGCGAUGCAUUGAAAGAAGUAGAAAAAUUAAAAAUGGAUAUACGACAACUUCCAGAAUCGGUAAUCGUUGAGACGACCGAAUACAAAUGUUUACAGUCACAAUUUUCUGUACUAUACAAUGAAUCGAUGCAAUUGAAAACUCAAUUAGACGAUGCUCGUCAGCAAUUGCAAUCCAGUAAAAAUGCUCAUUUACGACAUAUUGAAAUGAUGGAGGCAAGUAGCGAAGAACUCAUGGCACAGAAGAAACUACGCGGAGAAUGCAUACAACUGGAAGACGUUUUAGCUCAAUUACGAAAGGAGUAUGAAAUGUUAAGAAUCGAAUUUGAACAAAAUUUAGCGGCAAACGAACAAACAGGGCCGAUAAAUCGAGAAAUGAGACAUUUGAUUACAUCUUUGCAAAAUCAUAAUCAACAACUUAAAGGCGAAGUCCAUCGUUAUAAACGAAAAUACAAAGAAGCUUCAUCGGAAAUACCGAAACUGAAGAAAGAAAUCGAAGAAUUGACAACAAAAUUAGGCCAACAAACGUCUCAGGAAAACAAAGAAGGCAAUAAUUCGGAUGGCAGCGGAAAAGAAGAAGAUGCAUCGAAUUCUCUUCCAGGUUCUACACAGAUAAAGGAAGAGAGUGGAGUCUCAAUGAAAAGAGAAUCUGGAGAAGAAGAAGUAGAAACUAUUGAAGUUGGAGAGGGAGAAGGAAAUAAAGGAACUCCAGAUUCUUUGACAUUAACAUCGCCAACUUUAAAGAAAGAAAAAGAUAAUAAACGUGAAAAAGAUACAAAGAAAGAAACUAUUAAAACUGAACAUCGCGAUCCUGCACAUCGUGCCAAAGACACGAAGGUAGCGGAAUCAGAACUUGUUAGAGAUCUGAAAGCACAACUUAAAAAGGCUGUGAAUGAAAUGAAAGAAAUGAAAUUAUUAUUGGACAUGUACAAAGGUGUUGGAAAAGAACAAAGAGAUAAAGUGCAACUAAUGGCAGCUGAAAGAAAAACGAGAGCGGAAUUAGAUGAAUUACGUCAACAAAUAAAGAAAAUUCAGGAAAGCAAGAGAGAAGAGCGCAAAAAAUUGGCAGAUGAAGAUGCACAAAUAAAGAUUAAAAAAUUAGAAGAACAAGCAUAUACUCUUCAGCGUCAAGUUGCUUCUCAAAAGCAGGAAGAGGAGGCUCUUUUGAAUGAAAUGGAAGUAACCGGCCAAGCUUUUGAAGAUAUGCAAGAACAAAAUUCCAGACUAAUUCAACAAUUACGUGAAAAAGAUGACGCGAAUUUUAAACUUAUGACGGAAAGAAUUAAAAGUAAUCAAUUGCAUAAAUUAGCUAGGGAAGAGAAAGACGUUUUAAAAGAGCAAGUUUCUACCUUAACAACGCAAGUCGAAGCUGCCAAUGUCGUUGUUCGUAAAUUAGAAGAGAAAGAACGUCUUUUACAAAAUUCUCUUGCUACUGUCGAGAAAGAACUGGCUUUGAGGCAACAGGCAAUGGAAAUGCAUAAAAGGAAAGCUAUUGAAAGUGCUCAGUCUGCAGCUGAUUUAAAACUUCAUCUUGGAAGAAAUAGCUCAAUUGAGACGUAAAGUUGAAAGAAUGAAGAAAAUAGAACUUGCUGAAACAUUGGAUGAAGUAAUGGCAGAAGAACUUCGAGAAUAUAAAGAAACACUUACAUGUCCUUCUUGUAAAGUUAAGCGCAAAGAUGCGGUUCUAACAAAAUGUUUUCAUGUAUUUUGUUGGGAUUGCUUACGUACACGAUAUGAGACUAGGCAACGAAAAUGUCCAAAAUGUAAUUGUGCUUUUGGAGCUAAUGAUUAUCAUCGUUUAUACCUCUCUACGUGAAGAAGAAAAGUUUAAAUUAUUAAAAUUCAUGUCAUGUCUCUUAAUUGAAUUGUGUAAAUUUUUCUUACUAUUACGAUGUGUAUUCUUUCAUAUAUUUUCUAUUUAUUAUUAUGAUCAUGGUUAAUUAAAAAUACAAUUGCACUUUUUAUGAGGAAAAGAAAAUAUUGCUACUACUCUGAAUGUAAUAUAAAAAAAGUGCUGCAUUUUUUAAUAAUUUUGUGAUGAUUUCACCGAAUGAACUAUAAUUUUCAUUAAUUCUGAUCUCAGGUCAAUUCUGUAAAAGGUGUUUUAUUUUUUUUUCCUUUUUUUUUUUUUUUUGACAGUAGCACGAUAGAUAGGAUACUAGAAUAA